Messenger RNA from Sphaeroforma arctica JP610, 376 nucleotides. RefSeq lists its product as hypothetical. The transcript is spliced from 2 exons. The annotation marks the transcript as partial. Gene Ontology annotation, cellular component: nuclear pore. The record is from RefSeq and is a predicted model, not a curated record. Lineage: Eukaryota; Ichthyosporea; Ichthyophonida. Gene Ontology annotation, molecular function: structural constituent of nuclear pore.
ACAGAUUGUGGCAAAGGCCUUGGAGAAGUUGUACUGCAGCGAUUACGAUCGCGAGAUGGGGACCGUGAAGCACUGUGGCGACAAUGCCGCGCACGAACAACAGGCCAGAGCCCAGGCAGCAGGACAGCGCCUAAGCAACCAGACCUAUUACAAGCAAACUACUCGCAGGGCUGGCAUCUCCGCACAGACUUCUGAGUUGGACAUGGAUGCGAAAUUCAGAGACCAUACCAAUGCCCCCGCACAAAGCGAUCUGGACAACGAACACGACCUCAUGGCCGAAGUGUGGAAGCUUCUCAGGGCUGGCCAGCUGAGUGUUGCGCAAGACGUAUGUGGGUGUAUGAGAUACUUUGACAUCUAUAUGAGAAUGUGCAAAUAG